This is a messenger RNA of Rosa rugosa (rugosa rose), 1397 nucleotides long. RefSeq names its product ethylene-responsive transcription factor-like protein At4g13040. Gene Ontology annotation, molecular function: DNA binding; DNA-binding transcription factor activity. Gene Ontology annotation, biological process: regulation of DNA-templated transcription. Lineage: Eukaryota; Viridiplantae; Streptophyta; Magnoliopsida; Rosales; Rosaceae. The record is from RefSeq and is a predicted model, not a curated record. The transcript has 8 exons. Bases 154 to 1077 code for a protein of 307 amino acids.
CACCCUUGUCUAUCUAAGACCGAGAGACUUUGUCUCUCCCAAGUCUCCCACCUAAAUACCACCACCAGUCCGCCACCAUUUAUACACCCAAAAGUUUUGGGGGAGAGAAAAAGAAAAAGAAAAAAUAAAAAUAACAAAAACAAAAGGUGGUAGAUGCAUGAGACACAACAAAACUAUACACAGUUUUGUUUUUGGUUUUGUUUUUGUUUUUUCACCACCACCUUCCAUUCAUUAAAAUCCCAAUCUUUCUUUCUCUCUUUGCCUUUGUGGAAUUUUACCAAGUCCUCUGUGACUCUUCAAAUUCCACCAUCACCGCCACCUUGUCUGCCUCCUCAGUUGAAAUCAGAGACUACAGUUCUGGAUCAUGUGAAUACUCGUUUAAGUGUUAAGCUGCAACCAUCAACAAUGGUGAGCUUAAGAAGGCGCAGGCUCUUGGGACUAUGCUCUGGGAUAAGUUCUCUUCUAACUCCACUUCCUAUGUUUUGUGACAACACAAAACCUGAUAGCGUGCAUCCCAGGCCUUCAAAAGAUAGAAAUCUGCUAGAUGGGAGUAAUGGUGGAAAAAUAGAACCUCUAUCAUCAACAGCAUAUGGUUCUAGCUUGGCGAAAGAGCAACCUCAAAAAUAUGUUCCAGGGCCACCAAUUAAACGCAGAAAGCGACAUCGCAGGAAGCAUAUUCAUAACCAAGAACCAUGUCUAAUGAGAGGUGUCUAUUUCAAAAAUAUGAAAUGGCAGGCAGCCAUUAAGGUUGACAAGAAACAAAUCCACUUGGGCACUGUUGGUUCACAAGAAGAGGCUGCUCAUUUGUACGAUAGGGCUGCUUUCAUGUGUGGGAGGGAGCCAAAUUUUGAGCUUCCUGAAGAGGAGAAGCAGGAACUGAUGAAGUUCAAGUGGGAUGAAUUCUUGGCGGUGACUCGUCACUCCAUUAACAACAAAAAGCUCAAGAAGUGGCAGUGGUCUGCCUCAGAAAAGAGGUCUGAGACACCUCCAUUACAAAAUGGUGACUGGGAUGACAAGCAAGAAGUAAAUGGUCUGUCAACUUCGGAAGAUGGGGAGGAAGACACACGACUCUCUUGAUCCUAAUGGUUCAAGGACAAUGCUUAAGAUUUCCAGUUCUAACAGUUAAGUGCUAGCUGAUAAUCCUCCAUUUUUUAAAGUAUAAAGGCCCAUAUUAGGGCAAAGAUGGUAGAUUUCGUUGUCUUUAACUCUUUAUUAAGCAAAUGCCCAGUAAGUAGUUUCAGAUUAGAAGCAUCAUAGUGGUCAUUUGCCGUUGGUUCAAAUGAACCAGUUCUACGAGAAAUCUAUUAAUUUAUUAAAUGCUGUUCGCUGCUCAGUCGGACGAAUAAUGCUUGAGAAAUAAUUUGAAGAAGAAACGUGAUCUGAAGGUUAAUUUUUAA